UUUCACUUACUUUGCUCAAAUACUGACAACUUUAUUUUCAUCUAGCCCAAGGAAUCGACCUGAUUGCGGUGUGUCUUAGUGGACGUCCUGUUGAAUCGUACUAGUGGUUAAGGGAACAUCCAAUAAAUCGGCGGUCGCCACCUCACACAUCACCCUCGCCAGCAAUGCGGAACUGGCUCCUCCUCUCUGCACACACACUAGCCUAAUAACCACAGCUGUUAAUGCCGCCAGGGAUUGUCCACUAUGCUGGCUAGCAGGCACAAAGGCGAAAGCAUCGUGGAGUAUGAGCGCCAAUACCCGGAGGAUGUGGACGUCAUCCGGGAACGUGAAUAUCCCUUGCUCAGAGGCACAACAUAUCUCGACCAUGCAGGUACCACGCUCUACGCCAAAUCUCUGAUCGAAUCGUUCUCUCGGGACCUUACGUCGAACCUCUACGGGAACCCUCAUUCUAUGUCCGCACCCUCACAGCUAUCGACCCAACGCGUGGAUGAUAUCCGUCUACGGGCCCUUCGCUUCUUCAACGUCGACCCCGAAGAGUUUGAUCUCGUCUUCGUGGCGAACGCCACCGCCGCAAUUAAGUUGGUUGCUGAUUCUCUCCGCGAGUCAACGCCGCAAGGUUUCUGGUAUGGAUAUCAUGUUGACGCGCAUACAAGCUUGAUCGGGGCGCGUGAGCUUGCGGGUAUUGGCAACAGGUGCUUUAUGACAGAUGCAGAGGUCGAAAGAUGGAUCUCCGAGUUGGGUACCGAACCGGGGCAUGGCCCGCGACUGUUUGCGUAUCCUGCACAAUCGAAUAUGAGUGGCCAGCGCUUUCCUCUUGAAUGGUGUGAAAGGAUACGGAAUUCAGCCGAGAAUACUUACACUCUUCUUGACGUCGCAUCGCUUGUGUCGACAUCGCCCCUCGAUCUGAGUGAUGCUUCCGCCGCACCCGACUUUGCCGUUCUCAGUUUCUACAAAAUCUUCGGGUUCCCGGACCUUGGUGCAUUGAUUGUUCGCAAGAGUGCUGGUCAUAUCUUCGACAAGCGGAAGUUCUUCGGCGGAGGGACUGUGGAUAUGGUCUUGACACAGGGAGCGCAAUGGCAUGCAAAGAAGCAAUCAUCGAUCCACGAACGGCUGGAAGAUGGGACUCUUCCGUUUCAUAACAUAAUCGCCUUGGGCUCCGCGUUUGAGACGCACGAGCGCCUUUUCGGCUGUAUGGCGAAUAUUUCCUCACAUACGCGCUUCUUAGCAAAGCGCUUACACGAUCGCAUGACUGCUUUGAGACACCAUAACGGAGAGAAAGUCUGUCAUGUGUACAGAUCACCGCAUUCAGAUUAUGGCGACCCAUCUACACAAGGCCCGAUUCUUGCAUUCAAUUUGCGCAGUAGCCAAGGUGCAUGGAUUGGCAAAUCUGAAGUGGAGAAGCUGGCAAGUGUCAGAAAUAUACAGAUCCGAUCUGGAACCCUCUGUAACCCAGGAGGCACAGCAGCGAGUCUUGAUUGGACUGGGGCAGACAUGCUUCGGCACUUCAGCGCAGGGCUGCGUUGCGGAGAUGACCACGAUAUCAUGGAUGGACGUCCGACUGGGAUUUUGAGAGUCAGUCUUGGUGCGAUGAGCAAUCUGAAUGAUAUCAACAAUUUUAUGGCUUUCAUCGAGGAAUUCUACGUCGAGAAAAGUCCGAGUAUGUGUGCGUUGGUGCCACCAAUGGAAACUAACCUUGCCCAACGGUCUGGCUUUCAUGUUGAGAGUCUCUCCGUAUACCCAAUCAAGAGUUGCGGUGCAUUCAAAGUGCCUGACGGCCAACGCUGGGAAAUUCGACGGGAGGGAUUAGCGUGGGAUCGAGAGUGGUGUUUGAUUCAUCAAGGCACAGGGGCAGCUCUCAACCAGAAGAGGUAUCCUCGCAUGGCCCUGAUACGACCGUUUAUCGAUCUCAGCCGUGGCGUCCUACGAAUCACCUGCGGACCUGUACACUCACCAGACCAGAAGACACUUGAAAUUCUUCUGGACCGCGAGAGCACGAGCCUCGUGUCUACUUCAUUGUGUCAGAACAGCUCAAAACCUUCUACUGUCUGCGGGGACCAAGUUGUCGUGCAGGCAUAUUCAUCUCCCGCUGUGUCUUCCUUCUUCUCGGACUUCCUUGACGUACCCUGUACACUUGCAAGGUUUCCACCGCAAACUUCUACCAGACUUGCUGAGCCUAGACGCUCUCCUGGUGGUAGGCGAUCUCCACUGAGACCGACUAUGCCAGGCUCCUUCCCCCAAGAUCCGCCGACACCAGAAGCGGAACGGAGUCCCAUCCUCUUGUCCAACGAAAGCCCAAUCCUCCUCAUCUCCCGCUCAUCUGUCAACCGUCUGAACGAAACGAUUAAAAGCGGUUCCUCGGCUGGCAAUGUUCGAAAGAAAGCUGUGGCUGCCGAUGUGUUCCGUGCCAACAUCGUCGUGGCGGAGGAUUUCCCACAACGCGGGAGUGCUGAACGACCGUAUAUAGAGGACCAUUGGGAGUCUCUACGUAUUGGGUCCGAAUACCUCCAGUUCAACGUGCUUGGAUCCUGUCAACGGUGCCAGAUGGUUUGUAUCGAUCAGCUCACCGGGGUGCGCGGCGAAGAACCGUAUUCAACGUUGGCCAAGACGCGAAAGAGCGGGAACAAGAUUUACUUUGGGCGGCAUCUAUCUAUUUCUUCUUCGGAACAUGCGUGGGAUAAUUAUGAUAACCCCAAGCCGAGGACUGUGAUGGUGGGAGACGUUGUCUCCCCAUCAUAUGGUCAUGAGUGAUGAAUUAUGAUCCGGUCGUGGACAACAUUGGAAUGUGUCCGACCCCAUAUAGAUUGGAUUAAUCAUAUGAGCGAUAAUGUAUCAAGCGAG
Aspergillus sclerotioniger CBS 115572 is the source of this 2838-nucleotide messenger RNA. RefSeq names its product putative molybdenum cofactor sulfurase protein (HxB) (gene hxB). Gene Ontology annotation, molecular function: molybdenum ion binding; molybdenum cofactor sulfurtransferase activity; pyridoxal phosphate binding. Gene Ontology annotation, biological process: Mo-molybdopterin cofactor biosynthetic process. The transcript is spliced from 2 exons. The coding region runs from base 244 to 2748 and encodes 834 amino acids. The record is from RefSeq and is a predicted model, not a curated record. Lineage: Eukaryota; Fungi; Ascomycota; Eurotiomycetes; Eurotiales; Aspergillaceae.